AUGGAUCUAGAUAAGCCUUUGCAUUUCAAAUACCUAGUGAAUGGGAGAAACUUUCACAUAGAAUAUGAAGAGCUGUAUAUGAUAUGCUUCACAUGUGAAAAGUUUGGUCAUAUUAAAGAAUGUGUAGAGAAAGCACAAAGUGCAACAGCCGGAGGUACAAAUGGAGACCAAGAUACGAAAAAUCAGACAAACCCGCAGGAGGAGAGCCAAAAUGGCAUCAAAGACAGGAGGAUAAGGAGGCCAAAAAAUAAGGGUAAAACAGUAAUUCAAAAGACUCCAAUGUUUGGGCCAUGGAUGGUGGUUAAAAAGCAAAAAAGGACAAGGAGACAAGCUAAUGGUGAGGGAGGAAAUGUGGCUGGAGGGAAACAGGUGGAAGGAUCUCCGAAAGAAUUUGUGUCAGGUAGCCAUAUGAGGAGGGCAAAAGCUUUGAGCAUAGCCCAAAAUUCAGAAAAGACCCAACCAGGUUCAAAUCAAGAUCAACCUAAAGCAACCCAAAAUGCUUUUUACCAGACCACCUUAAACAGAGCAUCCAAUCAGGAAAGGCCUAUGCACAUCCUAGGUAAGGACAAUAUGACUCCAACUGAAGUGGGGAGGGCCUUUCCCCAACCCCUUCUUAAUAAUAGUAAUCCCAACCCCUUCUCUGACAACCCACCUGUUACUGAUGAGAUAAUGGGCUCAGGAGACACUUUUGUGUUAGAAACGCCUAUUGGGCCUAUACCCCACCUUAAACCAUCGAACCCAGAAGGAAUGCAAUUCUUGGGUUCUGAAUUAGAUGAGAUUAUGAUAGAGAAAACUAUUGUCGUGAUGAACAGAGAUAACAGGUUUGGCCCUUUGGGGGAAGAUGUAGAGAUGGCCUAA
This is a messenger RNA of Arachis stenosperma, 858 nucleotides long. RefSeq lists its product as uncharacterized. The record is from RefSeq and is a predicted model, not a curated record. NCBI's taxonomy places the organism in Eukaryota, Viridiplantae, Streptophyta, Magnoliopsida, Fabales, Fabaceae. The transcript has 2 exons. The coding region runs from base 1 to 858 and encodes 285 amino acids.